UUCAGCUCCGAGCCCAGCCCCGUGCGCCUCCCAGCACCAGGAUGGUUUCCUUCAUCCUCUGCCUGCUCCCUGCUCUCCUAGCUACAACGAAUGCACAAGCGGCGAACCUGAAUUGCAACUUGUGCUCCGGCACAGCAGCGUCCUGCCAGGCUUCUACACAGACCUGCCCAGUAGACAAGGCUAAAGGCGGCUGCUUUACGGUGGCAGAGGAAAACACACUGGAUGGGACAAAGACCACGAGCUUCUCCAGAGGCUGUCUGACUGACUAUAAUAGUACCAUAAAAGACCCCGUCACUGUCACUCUUGGGAAUGGCAAGUAUCUGAGGAUCAACACCACACGAUGCAACGACACAGAUAACUGUAACUCGGGCACACUGGCAGUGCCCACGGGGAGCACCACCGUGAACGGGUUGCAGUGCCCAACCUGCUUCGCUCUGAACGUCACCAGCUGCAACAGCCAAAUCACCCCUUGUACCGGGGACGAGACCUAUUGCAUCGAUUUCAUUGGGACGAUACAGAAUGGUUCAGCUACUUUAUCAUUAGCUGCAAAAGGCUGCGCUACUGCGUCCACAAAAGACAUUCCAGCUGGAACCUCCCUGGUUUCUGCAUUCUCCACUUACAACUUAACAAAGGUGACCUCCAAUCCUGCGGAGAAAACACCCACCAGUGGGGCCAGCCCGGCCCUGGGGCGAUUCUCCUUUGCCCUCUACCUGCCUGGCCUGACUGGGCUGCUGCUGGUGAAGCUGCUUGCCUGACCCCUGCCCGGCACGGCCCCACAGCACCUGAUUCCUGUGCGUUGCAGCCCGAGCUCUGAAUCGUACGUUAAUUCUAUUGAUUAUUCACAAAUUCCCAGUGAUCGCUGGGAGGUCUGACAGGUUCUGGGCCCUAGAUCCGUCCCAGUGUUAUUAAAAUUACUGUUCAGCUGGGAACCCCGAUGGGGGGACAGCGGUAAUACAGAAUGUCCAUCUGAACCGCCCCGUUCUCGCACCGCCCCUUGCAGAACAACCGGAAAUGUUAGUCAUUAUCUUCCUCCUCACCAGCACCUUCCUCCUCUUCACCCGGGGCCGUGAUCCGGGCACCCCCCAAAUGCUGCCUCUCACUCAUCUCCUGCCCACAGGCUGGGGUGCAACUUUUCUAAUAUGUUACGCCAAUGCCACUGUGCCUAAUGCCUAUUCAGUAGGGGGUUCUCCCCUCCGCCUUAUCUGUAUCUCCUCACCCUGCCGAUGUCGGGGUCCCUUCUCCUGUAGUUUAGGAUGUUACUGAUCUCAGCUUAUUCUCAGACACGUCAAUUCCUUGCCAUGGCCGGCUUGUGGUCAGACAUCUGCAGACGUUCCCGUCCUACAAUAUCCCAAAGCCGGUGUUAGCUCACGUCCCUGUGGCUGGCUGGUGUCGUUACGGACAAACCGCCCCUUUAAACAUUCUGUUCCCAGGCCCCUCAAAUUUAGGGGUGACCAUUGGGCCAUUUAUCUGUGCCAAAGUUCAUAGGCCCCCCCAAGCUUUAUGGUAUGUUCAGGUUUCCCGUUGCUGAGCCCAUCCGCAUAAGACUGGGGCGCUGACCGAUGCUU
Messenger RNA from Mauremys reevesii (Reeves's turtle), 1565 nucleotides. RefSeq names its product phospholipase A2 inhibitor and Ly6/PLAUR domain-containing protein-like. The transcript has 5 exons. The record is from RefSeq and is a predicted model, not a curated record. Bases 42 to 755 code for a protein of 237 amino acids. Lineage: Eukaryota; Metazoa; Chordata; Testudines; Geoemydidae.